UUUAAACUGGUACAAAGAGGACAGAAGGCUGAAGGGAAGGUAUCUAACCUGCUGUUUCUGCACACAUACCUUGUCUAUAUACGUCUCACCAAGACAGUAGAGAGAAAUCUCCUUAUGAUUGAUACUCUCAAACAAAACCUACCUGGCUCAGCCACAUUUGAUGAGAAUAAAAAGGUCACCAAACCUCAGGACUUAGUCAGAUUUUAUGAAAUUAUUAUCCAGAACUUGUCGGAAAUUCCAAACCUGCCUGGAGUAGAAGAAGAUGCAAGUCUAGGUCACGAAGUUGAAGUAGAAACAUUAGCAUAUAAAGCUUUUAGGUGUUUUUAUGUAGCUCAGACUUAUGCAGUAGGAAAGAAAUGGCCAGAAGCACUGGCCUUGUAUGAAAAAGUUGAGAAAUAUAUCCAGGCAGCUCUUUCAGGUUACAAAGAGAUGAAAGGAGAUCAAGCUAAAAGAUUUAAGGAUGACCUUGCUAGACUUCAGUCACUUGAGCAGCAGGUGAAUAGUGCUAAGUACGAGUGUCAAGCCUCUAGUAUCCUCAACAUGGGAGACCUCACGGACCAGAUGUCUGCUGUCUCUGUCAGAGAUAUUGCUAAGAAGCCUUUAAUUGAGCGUCUAGACGAGUAUGUAGAUGAUCCAGGAUUGCGAAGUAAGAAGCCUAACCUUGUAUCAUUCCCACCAGACUUCCAACCAGUGCCAUGUAAACCACUGUAUUUUGAUCUUGCUCUGAAUCACGUGGAGUUCCCUGACCUGGAGCACAAGCUGGAGCAGCAGAAACAACAGAAGAAGGGAAUCACAGGCAUGGUCUCCGGGUGGUUCAGCUGGGGGAAGAAGUAACUUCCUCACCUCACAUUCUAAGAUUUCUUUUGGAAACAGAAGUGGAAAAAGUUUUUUUUCUUUGACACCCCUGAGUACCACAAGAGACUGUCAUUUAUUUUUAAAGACAAAUAUACAUUUUUUGUCCACAUGAUUGCUGUGGAAUGUACCUUUGUGGCAUGAAAUGGUGGAACCCCGAAAGUAUCAGAGAAAUGGAAGGGAAAGAUGACUGUGCUUCUCUGUCCUUUUCAUUUUGACAAAUUGAUAUUCUGCUAUAAAAAUAUAUGCCAUCAGUUAUUUAUUUAUGAUGAACAUUUUCAUCAGUUCCUUGUCCUGGUUUAAGUUUAUCAGGCAUAUCUUACUAUAGGUGGAGGUUGAUUAGUAAUUAAGACAGAUGUGAUGAAACACUAAUUCAAGGGGAAACAUUUUAGGUUCAACCCGUUUCUUUAGUCUGUGAAUUUUACAAGUAUUUUAAUUGUUCACUUUUUUAUGUAAAGUUCAUGCUGUAACGAUUCUCGUUUUUGAUAAAUCUGCAUAUUAGAAGGGUGACGACCCAUUUGCUAGAAAUGUAUCAAGUGAAUGUAUUUCAUAAAAAAAUAAAACCAUCAAAACCAUUUGAAUUUUGCCCAGUUACAAUUGCAACAAAUUUUUUUUAAAACUUUCUUGAUUUACUACUGUAACAUUUAUACUGAAAGAAGGCACUGGUGUAAAAGAGAUAGAGACUUUUUGAAGAUUGUAUCAUAAGCCAUGUUUACAUUGCUCAAAUUCAAUGCAAGAAAUGGGUAACAAAUUGCAAUGUGUGCCUUAAGUUGAUUCAAAUGAAUUCAUUUGCUGGAAAUAUCUGGUGUAAACCAUACUAAGUACAUACCAUAUUAAUGUCAAAAAUUCCUUUGGAUUUAAAAUGAACUUCAAGGAAAAAAGAGAGUUAGAAUUG
Lingula anatina is the source of this 1747-nucleotide messenger RNA. RefSeq names its product signal recognition particle subunit SRP68. Gene Ontology annotation, molecular function: endoplasmic reticulum signal sequence receptor activity; signal recognition particle binding; 7S RNA binding. Lineage: Eukaryota; Metazoa; Brachiopoda; Lingulata; Lingulida; Lingulidae. Gene Ontology annotation, cellular component: signal recognition particle, endoplasmic reticulum targeting. Gene Ontology annotation, biological process: SRP-dependent cotranslational protein targeting to membrane. The record is from RefSeq and is a predicted model, not a curated record.